AUGGGGUCUGACCUGCGCCAGAUGUUGGCAACCAAGAGCGUGGAGAACAUCCAGUUCCUGCCCUUCCUCACCACUGAUGUCAACAACCUGAGCUGGUUGGGCUAUGGAUGCCUGAAGCAGGACUGGACACUGAUCAUUGUCAACACCCUCGGGGCAGCGCUGCAGACCCUCUACAUCCUGGCAUACCUCUACUACAGCCCUGCCAAGCUCCCUGUGCUGCUUCGGAGCCUGCUGCUCCUGGCUGUGCUGGCUGCUGGCUAUGGCUACUUCACCCUACUGAUUGCUGACCCACGGACACGCCUGGCACGCCUGGGGCUCUUCUGCAGCGUCUUCACCAUCAGCAUGUACCUCUCACCGCUGGUUGACCUGGCCAAGAUUGUCCAGAGCAGGUCAACACGCUGCUUGUCCUUCCCCCUGACUGUCACCACCUUCUUGGCCUCCACCAGCUGGACGCUCUACGGCCUGCAGCUCCAUGACCCCUACAUCACGAUUCCCAACGUGCCUGGCAUCGUCACCAGCGUCGUGCGGUUCUGGCUCUUCUGGAGGUACCCUCCCGGCCAGGAGAAGCCCUACAGGCCCCUGCAUGCCUGA
Messenger RNA from Indicator indicator, 591 nucleotides. It is a transcript of the gene SLC50A1, whose product is annotated as solute carrier family 50 member 1. NCBI's taxonomy places the organism in Eukaryota, Metazoa, Chordata, Aves, Piciformes, Indicatoridae. Gene Ontology annotation, biological process: carbohydrate transport. Gene Ontology annotation, cellular component: membrane. Bases 1 to 591 code for a protein of 196 amino acids. The record is from RefSeq and is a predicted model, not a curated record. Gene Ontology annotation, molecular function: sugar transmembrane transporter activity. The transcript is spliced from 6 exons.